Polychytrium aggregatum is the source of this 1905-nucleotide messenger RNA. RefSeq names its product ferritin-like domain-containing protein. The record is from RefSeq and is a predicted model, not a curated record. Lineage: Eukaryota; Fungi; Chytridiomycota; Chytridiomycetes; Polychytriales. The transcript has 5 exons. Bases 81 to 1487 code for a protein of 468 amino acids.
AUUCGGGAACCGCAAACCUUCGCCAGUGCCCUCGCUUGCAACCGCCGCUCCCUCACUGACCCCCAGCCGUUCCCUCUAUCAUGCGCUCUCUCACCCUGACUUCCUUUGCCGUUGCGUCCAUGUGGGCCUUUGCCCUGGCGGCUCCCUCGCAGCAGCGUCUGCCCCAGGCCGACCACAUCCUUGCUCGCCGCGACUACUCGGCUGUCCCUUCGGUCACCACCACCACCGUUGCCCCCUCGGUCAUCACGACAACUACCUCUGCUGCUGGCUUUGCUGCCACUUCAACUGUAUCUCAAAGCUAUAACAGCAACAACAACAACAACAACAACAACAACAAUGGAUAUGACCAGAAGAAGAAGGACGAGCAGAAGAAGAUUGAUGACCAGAAGAAGAAGGACGAGCAGAAGAAGAUUGAUGACCAGAUGCAGAAGAAGAAGGACGAUCAGAAGAAGAACGAACAGAACAAGAACCAGUAUGGUCAGAACAAGAAGGACGACCAGAACAAGAACCAGAACAAGAACCAGUAUGGUCAGAACAAGAAGGGCGAAGAUAAAAAGGUCAACUAUGUCAGCAAAAAGAUCAUCUCCAGCGACCAAAGACAGAGUGCCGACGUCUUCUUCCCUGGCUUCCAGCACCAGGCCAACUCUGGAAAGAACUCGGCCGACCUGUUUGUCCUCAACUUUGCCCUUACUCUGGAGCAUCUCGAGAGCGCCUUCAACAGGGAGGGCCUGUCCAGAUUCAAGAACAAGGACUUUGAGCGUGGAGGCUUCUCCCGCUAUAUCCGCGACGAAAUCAAGAUCAUUGCCUUUGAUGAGUCCACCCACGUCACCACCCUGAUCAGCGUGAUCGAGUCCUCCUUUGGCAAGGGCAAGGCUGUUUCCCCCUGCCGCUUCAACUUUGGUCUCCGUGAUGUCAACAACUUCCUCGCCAUCGCCCAGAUCCUUGAGCGCACCGGUGUUCAGGCCUACGAUGGCGCCAUUCGCUUCAUCGAGAACGACGACAUCAAGAAUGCCGGCGCUGCCAUUGCAACUGUCGAGGGACGCCACUCGUCUUUCCUCAACAUCCUUAGCCACCGCCACAUCUCCGAUGGUCCCUUUGAUGCCCCCCUGGGUGUGCGCUCCGUGACUUCGAUUGCUGCGAGCUUCAUCGAGAGCUGCCCGUUCGAGUUCCCUGUCCAGCCUUUCGAUGUGCUCGAGAUCCGCAACAUCCGUGUGCGUAUUAAUACCGAAAUCGAGUUCCGGGUCAGCGGCUACGGUGCCUCGGACUUUUCUUCCCACUUCUGCGCCAUCGUCUACGGACUGAGCCAGAAGCGAGUGGGCGUCAAGGUCCGCAACAACAGCGUCUUUUGCGAUAUCCCCACGGACCUGCGCGGCUUCAGCUCGGCCUUCAUCUUCCUGGUCAAUGCCGAUGCCGAUGUCUCCGUCGAGGACGACAGCCACGUUGUUGCCGGACCCACCUCCAUCGACAUCAUCGACUCGAUCUACUAAGGCGCUCUUCCACGACACCUGUGGAUCACUGAUCUCAGAACCCCCACCUCCUGGCAUAUACGGCCCGCGCUGCUCUUGCUGCUGCUGACGGGACCACCUGAGCCUCGAUUUCUCCCUUUUUCUCUUGCGCUGGUACUCCUUUGCGUCGUAAUAUGUUCCAGGCAAACGAAACUGACGCCCAGUUCUUGCGGGCUUGCAGACGACCGUGUCCUCCCCACGCCCUUCGCUUCAUGUGCAUCCCACACCACUGCCUUUGUAAUAUUGUGUAUUUCUUCAUUCAGUUCUUUCCUUUUGUCGCUGUAAAAGCAUGUUUUCGGUUCCAUUCUGACUUGCUGGCAGCCAGGAGGACAAUCUCCGGUUGCCAAGUUGUGAAUCCCUGUGGGAAAGCAACAAUACGACAGGUAUCCCAAAUGCUUCA